AUGAUAUCUGGUUAUAUUGUCGUUGAAUCAACUCUAAUUUCGAUUCUGAAGGACAGGCUUGUAGUGACAUUAGAAGAAAACUUCAGAGAAGAGUUGAGAAACAUGUCUUUUCCAAAUCAAAGUUUUUGGAUGGGUAAAAGUGAUGGGGAGAUGGCGUCUUAUGAUAAUGCUUCUAAGCGUUCUCAUCAAUGGCUUUUGGAUGGCUUUGAGGCUGAGUUACUUCCAAACAAGAAACAUGCGGCUGAGCUUUCUACCAGCAACUUGUUCUCUGAAGUGAUCAACUCGAAUGACCCCGCUUGGGGAAACAAUUUCUGUUUUCAGCCUGUUCCUUGUCAGUUUACAGAACGGUUGUUUGACACAGAAACUGCAAGCGCAGCUGAUAUCAAAGAUAAAAACGUUCAUCCGGUUAACAUUGAUCACUCUUUUGGUUUGUCAAUGUCUCACACACUUGACGAGGAUUCCAAGAGUGGAGUUAGCUACGGUGGAAUCAGAAAAGUGAAAAUCAGCCAGGUGAAGGAAUCUGAUAGUUUUGUAUCAUCGUCUACAAAUGCACUGAACUACCACAGGACGGACAACAAAGCUGUGUCCAUGACUAAUACGUAUAGGCUUGAUGAGAAUGCCAUGUGCAUGGGUCUUGCAUUUGGUGAAGAGGAGAAUAUGAUCGCUGAAAGUUACGAGAGGGAGACUGGUCUCUUUAUAUCAAUGGGGCAACCAUAUAGUAAGGGCAGUGAUGAGAAUAUAUCUUUGGCUUCUUACAAUGAUGACAACAGUUUUGCUUCUGAACUUGCUUUCGACAAGGUUGACAGUAAUUUAAUAUCCAUGGGUCAAUCAUACAACCACGUUGAUGAGAAUGCUAAAGGCCUUUUUGUUCACAAAGAAAGCACACUUGUAGGUAGAGAUGGGGUAUAUAACAGGAACAGUAACGUUGUGCAAGAUUCUUGUAACAAGGGACAGAGUACAAUAAUAUCUUUUGGUGGUUCCAAUGAUGAUGCUGCUAAUAACUCUGGCUACGAGUUCUUGAUGUCUCAGUCCACACCUCACUUAUCUGAAACUCCAACUAGCAAAGAUUUGGUUGGAUGUAGAACCAACGUGCUUGCUAGCAGCGAGGUUACCUUCUCUAAUACCGAUGUCUCCGUGAAGAAAGAAGAAACAAAAGUAUCAAAGAAACUUCAGAACAAUAGUUUUCCUUCUAACGUAAGGAGUCUACUGUCUACCGGUAUGCUUGAUGGAGUUCCAGUAAAAUACAUUGCUUGGUCACGUGAGAAGGAGCUUCAUGGUGUUAUCAAGGGCUCUGGAUACCAAUGUGGAUGCGACUCGUGUAACUCCUCUAAGGUGGUGAAUGCAUAUGAAUUUGAACGGCACGCUGGUUGCAAGACCAAGCAUCCUAACAAUCAUAUUUACUUUGAGAACGGGAAAACUAUCUACGGGAUAGUUCAAGAGCUUAGAAACACACCACAAGAUUUGCUGUUCAGUGUUAUCCCAACAAUGACUGGAUCCACUAUCAACCAAAAGUCUUUCCGUCUAUGGAAAGAAUCCUAUUUAGCUGCUACACGGGAGCUUCAGCGUAUUUACGGGAAGGAAGAAGGAUACCUGCUCUGA
Molecule: messenger RNA, 1599 nt
Organism: Eruca vesicaria subsp. sativa (arugula)
Lineage: Eukaryota; Viridiplantae; Streptophyta; Magnoliopsida; Brassicales; Brassicaceae
Source: the annotation of a GenBank genome assembly